AUGUCUGAUCCUUCAUCAUCACGACGGUUUAUUUCCAUAAUCUUCACUACCAUUGCCUUCUCUUCCAUCCAUCUCUCAUCUUCAAUACCUUUUAUUGUAUUCCAUGGAAUCGGAGAUCAGUGCUCCAACAGAGGAGUCAAACAUUUUACCCAGGAACUCAGCGAGUGGUCCAAGUCUAAAGGAUAUUGCAUAGAAAUUGGUGAUGGAGCAUGGGAUUCCUGGUUUAUGAACCUUCAGGAACAAACAGAAAUUGCUUGCAAUAAGGUGAAGCAAAUGGAAGAACUCCAACAUGGCUACAACAUUGUUGGCCUCUCACAGGGUAACUUAAUCGGCAGAGGUGUUGUGGAGUUCUGUGAUGGAGGACCACCAGUGAAGAAUUUUAUCUCACUAGGCGGACCUCAUGCUGGUACUGCUUCAGUUCCUUUAUGUGGUUCUGGCAUCUUUUGCAUUAUAGCCGACAAUCUAAUCAAGUUAGAGAUAUACUCGGACUACAUUCAAGCUCACUUGGCUCCCAGUGGGUAUCUUAAGCUACCAAAUGAUAUUUCCGGGUACCUGAACAAAUGUAGGUUUCUCCCAAAGCUUAAUAAUGAACUCCCUGAUGAGAGAAACAACACUUACAAGGAGCGGUUCAGUAGCUUGCAGAACCUUGUUCUUAUUAUGUUUGAACAUGACACUGUUUUAAUACCAAAGGAAACAUCCUGGUUUGGAUAUUAUCCAGAUGGAGCCUUUAAUCCAGUGUUGCCCCCGCAGCAGACUAAGCUAUAUACCGAGGACUGGAUUGGAUUGAAAACCUUGGAUGAUGCUGGAAGGGUGAAGUACAUAAAAGUAGCAGGAAAUCAUCUUGGAAUCUCCAAAGAUGAUAUGAAGAAGUAUGUUGUUCCUUAUUUGGAUGAUGCAUCAAAAGGCCAUGUGGAGGAAGCUCAUGCCAGCACAGUGAAAAACCAGAACGAGGGAUCAGUGGAGAUAAUAUCUGACGCCUCAUAUUAUAGGUGGCCAUCGCCAAUCAAGAGCUUCUUUGGAGAACUGUUUGGCAUUACUAAAGACGAGUAA
Molecule: messenger RNA, 1050 nt
Organism: Fraxinus pennsylvanica
Lineage: Eukaryota; Viridiplantae; Streptophyta; Magnoliopsida; Lamiales; Oleaceae
Source: the annotation of a GenBank genome assembly